Pocillopora verrucosa is the source of this 2804-nucleotide messenger RNA. The record is from RefSeq and is a predicted model, not a curated record. Lineage: Eukaryota; Metazoa; Cnidaria; Anthozoa; Scleractinia; Pocilloporidae.
CUCUAAAGGGCAGAGGGCUGUUUUUGUUAAGUAUUUGUAGGAAAAAAACUUGCAGCAACUGCUUUCAGCAGACACUUGGUUUGUUUAAAGAAUUGUUUGGUUACAGCUGAGAGAUAUGGCCUCGAAGAACAGCCGUGAUAACAAGCAGGUUUACGAGGAUCUAAAAGAACAGUUAUCCAAGCUGAGCCGUUCGUUGAAGGUCUUAGAAACUAGGGCACUAAAACAUAACUUCUCGACGAGCGAACUUACUUCAAAAGGCCGCAAAACUUCUUCAGUCAAGUUACUGAAAACUGCUAAAGAGAGCGAUGUCCGUCCUCUGAAUAAAAAUGUCCUUGAUGGGCUGGCAAAACUUGUGAGUGCUCUGGAUACACUCACUGAAAUCCGGAAGCAGAGAAACUCUAAAGAGUCUAAAAUUCAUGGCGCGGCGGUUGGAAGAAGAAGGAAAUCCAAAAGAUCCAUAAACUUUGAAACAAUAGAGAAUGACAUUACAAAUUACAAGAUUUUAAUCAGCGAUAUAUCUGCUGAAGCAGAAACAGUUGAUCAGGUGACCAAAUCUGGAAAAAUAAGCCUGGAGGAAGGUAAAAUAACCAAAAGCAAAGAGGAAAAGAUGAGACAGGAAAUUGCAGCAAUAAGCAGUCGGUGGAAUGUACUUUGCAAAGACGCCGUCGACAAGUGCAACAGCAUCGAAGCGUUCGUUUUGGAAAUGCAAACUGAAUAUUCCAAGUUAGAUUUGUGGAUGAACAAUGCUGAAAUAGCGGAUUCAUUGCUAAUGGAAUACGACCCAUAUGCAGAUCACCCGGAAAAGUUGGGAACCACGAUUACAGCUGUGAGAUUACAGCUUCAUGAAAACCAGAAAGUCCUAGAGAACUUUAGGAAGUCCAAGCCUAGACUGCAUAACAUGAACGACAUAGCCGCUACACUCAUGAAGAGUGGACGACUCGACGAGGAAGAUACUGACGAAUUGGAACGUGUUAUCAAUGUUAUCGUUGCAAAAUGGGAAUCGAUCGAUAAUCGGCUGAAUGCAAGUCGAGACAGGAUUUACGCUGAGAUCAACAAGUUAAGACAAAGGCUCGUAAAGCAGAGGCAGUCGAUUAUUCGAAGGUUUAGCUCACGGAGAAAUUCAUCGUUUCGAAGGAAAAGAUCCAUGCGGAAAAAACGCGAGGCGCAGCAGAAAAAAGAAGUCGAGACAAAGGAUCAGGAUGCUAAUGAAAGAAAAAUUGAUAUCUCUAUGAAGGAAACUGUUACCAAACGAACAUCACUGGAUUUGACUGUUUCAUCAGACCAGAAUUCAAAAGUUGAUGAAAGGAUCCGUGUUUUAUCCAAGAAAGAGAUUGUUACCAGUUCAGCCGCCGUGGAUUUGAAUGCUUCCCUGGACCCUGUGCACGUUGUUGUGAAAAUAGACAACGAUUCUGACGAGGAAAGUCUCAGGUUGGAGAAACAGUCCAAUGCUUUUAAAUCCUUUGACUCAUCCCUUAAGUAUUGCGAAAGGAAUGAGCAAAGUCUUGAGGAGGAGUCGCUUCAGAAAUUUUCAGUUCCAGAGACUAGAAGGAAGGAGUUGGAAAAACAGUUGAACGAUAUUACGAGAUUUGAGAGGGAUGUCGAGAAAUCAAGAUCUGAGUUUCAUUCACAAGUAGAUAAGUUUGAAAAGGCUAAAGAGGAAGACUUCUUCAAUGAUACUGACACUGAAAUCCUGGGCAAGAGAGUGGAGGAUCUGAAGAACCGCUGGGAUCAAUUGUGGGGGGAACACAUCAAUAAUAAGAAUCGCAUUAUUAAAGCCACUCUGGACCUUAACGAAAAGUCCUUACUGAAGAUGAGCAAGGAGUUUAACGAUAUCGAGAGGCAGAUAAAUAGACCUGAAAUGUACGAAGAUGAGCGGCUUUCGCUUGAAGAAAACAUCCUCAAACAGAAGCGGCUGAUGGAUGACAUAGGAUCAUAUGACAGUGAAAUCAUCGAGGUGAAUGUUUCAGCGCGUAGCCUACUGGAGAGAGGUUCUAUCGAGAAAGGAAAAUUUGAAGAAGUUCACAAGGAAACAGAUUCUCUUAGAGAAAAACAGAAACAACUAAAGAAAAUGUGCAGAGAGAAUGGAGAUAGACUGGCAACGGAUCUUCUUGAUUUUAAUCAGCGGAACAAUAAAUCUCCUGUAGCAGUGGAAGAAGAAACAAUUCAGAUCAGCGAUGAUUACAGCAUGCUUGCUGCAUCUCUUGAUGACUUACUCGCAGAUGAUAUUUCAGACGAGGGAUUCGCGGAACUGGACUCCCCUAGGUCUUUGACUUAUCUUUGAAUUUAGCUCCGAUAAAUUCAUGUUUCUUUCUUUUUUGUAUGUUUACUUUUUUCUCAAUUUUUUGUUGCUGUUGUUUUCCAGAUACGAUGUAGAGACAUCGAAAAAAAGGAGGCUAAGGUGAAAUACAUAAAUAAACUUGGCCAAGAGAUAACUGCUGAGUCCCUUGACACGACUCUUACCGAUGGUGUUGAGGAGAAGCUUGUAACACUGAACAAAAAAUGGCGGGACACAAGGGAGAUCUUUAGUGACUACCAUGACAAGGAUGAAGACGAACACUCAGAAUUUGGAAGUUGCUGUUGUUUUCAAAUGAUAAAGAAAGCGUUUCAGGCGUGUUUCUAUAGUUGAAUGGGAUUUGUCAGGAAACAUAUCUCUUAAAUAGAGAUGAAUUAUGCCUCUUGUUGUGUAAUUAUCACGUCGUCACCGCAGCCUCACCCUACAAUUGUAACCAUACUUGCAUCUAUAUACCUUAAUGGACAGGAUGUCAAUUUGAGUAAAUAGAAGAGGACAGAUUUAAAAUUGUAAA